AUGCCUGUGACAGUAAUUGAACGAACAUUAAAUGCAAUGGAAUUAAGUAAACUUAAUGUUCUUCAUUUACAUUUAUCUGAUGAUCAAGGUUUUCGUGUUGAAAGUAUUGAAUACAAUUUAUUACAUGAUAGAAAAGAUUUUUUUACUCAAAAAGACAUUCAACAUCUUGUUGAAUAUGCUCGACAACGACGUAUACGUAUUAUACCUGAAUUUGAUAUUCCUGGUCAUACAACCAGUUGGUUUGUUGGUUAUCCAGAAUUAGCUACUGAACCAGGUCCAUAUCAACUUGCAACUAAAUGGGGUGUAAUGAAAUCUACAAUGGAUCCAACCAAAGAAAAUACAUAUAUAUUUCUUGAUAAAUUUUUUAAAGAAAUGACAAAAUUAUUUCCUGAUCCAUAUUUUCAUAUUGGUGGUGAUGAAGUUGAAGGUUCACAAUGGGCUACAUCACAAACACUUCAAAAAUUUAUGAAAGAACAUCGACUUGAAGAUAAACAUGGUUUACAAGCUUAUUUUAAUACACGUAUACAAGAAAUACUUAAAAAACAUGGAAAAAUAAUGGUUGGAUGGGAAGAAAUUCUUGAUAAAACUCGUGCAAAUUUAACACUAUAUAAAACUGCUGUUAUUCAAUCAUGGUUAAAUCGACAAGCAAGUGUAAAUGCUGCAGAAAAAGGUUAUCGAGUUAUAAUUUCUAAUGGUUAUUAUCUCGAUCAUCUUUCAUCAUCAAUAAGCCAUUAUAAUGUUGAUCCAAUUCUUAAUAAUAAUGUGCCUUUAAUAGAUGAGAAUUAUCGAAGUAAUAUUUUAGGUGGUGAAGCAUGUAUGUGGAGUGAAUUUAUCACACAACAUUCAGUUGAUUCUCGUAUUUGGCCUCGUUCUCUUGCUAUUGCUGAACGUUUUUGGUCUCCGUCGACAAUUUCAGAUGAAAAUUUUCUCUAUGAACGUCUCUUUCGAAUGAAUCGUUUACUUGAUAAACUGCAAACAGGUGUAACACAUAUUUCAUCAUAUAAAACUCAAUUACAAAAUUUAAUUAUUGAUCCAAAUAGAAAAAACGAUCUUCUACAUCCAUUAGUUAUAUUAGCUGAUGUUUGUGAACCAUAUGGUCAUCCACAACGUUCGCAUACUGAUAAAUAUUCAACAAAUGUUCCUUUAACCACAUUUGCCGAUGCUUUACAAUCAGAAAGUGAACUCGUAUGGAAAUUAGAAAAACUUCCUAAUGAUGAUAAAACAUAUCAUGAUAUAUUUCAAACUUGGUCUAUUAAUCAUUUACGUUUAAGACAAUUAUUUGAUACGGUUGAAAAAAAUAAAAAUAAAAACAUAUGGGGACAAGAUAUUGAACAAUUAUCAGAAAAUCUAGCUCAGACUGGUCAAAUUGGUUUGAGAAUUUUAGAUUAUAAUUCAAAAAAAAUAUUACAUCCUGAUAAAAAUAAUGCAAUGAAUUCGUGGACAUUAUCACAUUGGAUUUCACAUCACGAGAUAUUAUUACAACAAUUAGAAAAUCAAGUGAGAGAAGUACGAUUAGCUGCUGUAAGACCAGUUCGACAUUUACUUAAAUUAAUUCCACAAACUUCAUGA
Rotaria sp. Silwood2 is the source of this 1569-nucleotide messenger RNA. The record is from the annotation of a GenBank genome assembly. Lineage: Eukaryota; Metazoa; Rotifera; Eurotatoria; Philodinida; Philodinidae.